UAGAAUAUGUACCUGCAAUCCGACGAGUUUGUUGUUCAGUGUAGACAUCGAUGCAAAUAUAUACAUCAAAAGCACUCAUACCACUGCAUAAUUUCGCUUACGUCUCCAGAUUUAAUUGAGGUUCUCUUAGGAGUUCACUUAAAUAGUCUCGGCGCACUAUCUCACUAACUUCACACAUUCAAUGCGUUUCUGCUGCUUCCACAUCGGCACCUUCCACUGUAUAGCCGCCGCGCUUCUAUUAUACGCUAUACUAUCACUCCAGCACAGAUCCAGUACCAUGGACUUCACAUUAGUGCUCCAUGUCGAUAUAAAUAGAACACUGCUCAUGUCCGAUAAAGCUGGCAGGAAGACUACCGAAGAUAUUAUCAGCGAAACUGUGGCCAGCUGUGUGUAUGGCCGCGUUGAUGCCAAUGGUAUCUGGGUGGCGGUUUCUCACGAGCCAUUCUCGACGCCUCCUGACGAAGAGUCUCUCGUGGACUUCAAGCACUAUAUCGACAGUAUACGCUUCCCGUACCCUCCACUCUCUGAGAGUGUCAACAAAGAAGAGCAACGUGAGAAGAAUUAUGCUGUGAAGGAGCGCCGGAAAGCCGCACUCAAGACCUUCACCAGUCCAGGCUUUCCCGGUGAACAGUACAGAGAUACUUAUAGCCGAUUGCUGGAUACUCUACGCGUGCAGGGCCGGCCGGGAGAGUACAGGACUAUAGUCAACUCUUUCUUCCACUUGCUGGUCCGCUUAGAGAGUACAAAUGUCAGAUAUCGUCUCAUAUUCAGAACCUUUGGCACCGAUCUGGACGAAGUGGCUGUGGCCAUGAACGAGUUCUGUGACGGUCUCAACCCCGACUUCCCCGAAGUGAACCUGCCACAUUUGAAAUUACAUUUGCCUCGAGAUGCUGGUGCAUUCUUCCGCGACGGCACCAAUCAAUACUUGGUUCUCGGAACGCUACAAAAACCGGUAACCAUGGCAACAGGAGCUUCAUUCUGUAAG
This is a messenger RNA of Sphaeroforma arctica JP610, 985 nucleotides long. RefSeq lists its product as hypothetical. NCBI's taxonomy places the organism in Eukaryota, Ichthyosporea, Ichthyophonida. The record is from RefSeq and is a predicted model, not a curated record. The annotation marks the transcript as partial. The transcript is spliced from 7 exons.